AUGCACGUCGCCAUGUUCAUCUCCUUGAUUCUCACGGCGAUCAUUGCUGGAACCCUUGCCGAUAUACGCGCAGUAGCCACCAGCGCGCCUAGUGCGAUUCACAGGCGUGACUCCCACUCCUGGGCCGGCAGCAACCCUUACUCCCUGCACGCUCUGCCCGCAGCGGAGCAAUCACGCUACAUCGACACGCUCGCCAGCUGGGGUGUCCAAGUCGUCCGCCUCUGGGGUAAGCCCUCUCCCCCGCCCGGCGCUUUCAACCCAUGCCAUGAUUUCCAAACAAGCCACCCAUCAACGGCUGAUCGCCCUCCGGAGGAUUGGGUGUGCGGGCGGGCGCGGGCGAUGAAGGGGUUGAUUGGCGCGUCGCGGGUGGAGGUCGCGACGGGCGGCGUUGGGGGGCAGCCGGUAUUGCUGCGCGUGCAUGGGUACAUGGGCAAGGCGGCGGGUUGGGCGUAUUUCGUGACGGGCGACGGCUCGAUUCUGAAGGCGGUUGAAGCGGCGGAUCCGGGGAAGAAGGUCAUGUUGGAGGAGUGGGGCGUGGCGGAGGGGUCGGAAGACGGGUUCGAGGCGCAGGUCGCGGUCUUCAAUGGUGCGGGUCUAUACUGGCAGGUGGUUCCAGGGAAAGAUCAGACGCAGGACGGAGCGCCAUUGAGCUGUGGUUAUGACGGGUUCGAAAUUGGGCUGAAUAGCACGAAAGGGAAUGUGAGGGCUGCUGUCGAUGAGGCAAAUCCAGUCUCUGCUGCUCAGAACUGGGCAGAGUGGUUUGAGUAG
Diplodia corticola is the source of this 768-nucleotide messenger RNA. Its product is annotated as beta-mannanase. The record is from RefSeq and is a predicted model, not a curated record. The transcript is spliced from 3 exons. Bases 1 to 768 code for a protein of 255 amino acids. Lineage: Eukaryota; Fungi; Ascomycota; Dothideomycetes; Botryosphaeriales; Botryosphaeriaceae.